Messenger RNA from Anopheles moucheti, 3180 nucleotides. RefSeq names its product ER degradation-enhancing alpha-mannosidase-like protein 2 (gene Edem1). NCBI's taxonomy places the organism in Eukaryota, Metazoa, Arthropoda, Insecta, Diptera, Culicidae. Gene Ontology annotation, cellular component: endoplasmic reticulum; membrane. Gene Ontology annotation, molecular function: calcium ion binding; mannosyl-oligosaccharide 1,2-alpha-mannosidase activity. The record is from RefSeq and is a predicted model, not a curated record. Gene Ontology annotation, biological process: mannose trimming involved in glycoprotein ERAD pathway; endoplasmic reticulum mannose trimming; carbohydrate metabolic process. The transcript has 2 exons. Bases 65 to 2482 code for a protein of 805 amino acids.
AAUUGCUUAGGAUGCAUGCAAUUGUCGGUUUUAAUUAAUUUAGUGUUGCUUGUAUCUCAUUUCAAUGAAAGUGAUGUUAGAAACGAAAGCAAGGUGGCCCCGCUUAAAAAAUAGAUCGCAAAACAUUCCCCAUUUUAAGCGUCCCCAGUCGUCACUAGUGGUUUUAGUGUGGUGCUGUAUUGCAGCAUGCAUUUUCCUAUCGGUGUCGGAGGUGCAAGGUUUACGGAAGUAUGCAGCUAACGAUAUGCAUCGUUUACGAGAAAGAGUGCGUCAAAUGUUUCAUCAUGCAUACGAUGGUUAUCUGCAGUAUGGCGCGCCGUACGAUGAAUUGCGACCGUUAUCCUGUGAUGCAAUCGACACUUGGGGCAGUUAUUCGUUGACUUUGAUUGACGCACUCGAUACUUUAGCGGUCAUGGGCAACUACACAGAAUUUGGACGCGUGGUACAGCUUUUGCGCGAUAGAUCGUUUGAUGCAGACAUCAACGUAUCGGUGUUCGAGACGAAUAUUCGCAUAAUUGGAGGACUACUGUCGGCACACUUGCUUUCUUACCACGCUGAUCUAGCAUCUAUGGGACUGGUGAAGCCCGGUUGGCCUUGUGAAGGUCCACUAUUGGAAAUAGCAGAGGAUGUUGCUCAACGUCUAUUGCCUGCGUUCGAUACUGCUACGGGCAUGCCGUAUGGUACUGUAAAUCUACGUCACGGUGUACCGUAUGGUGAAACGUCUGUCACCUGUACCGCCGGUAUAGGAACUUUUAUUCUAGAGUUUGGCACGCUCAGCAGACUGACAGGAAAUCCCGUGUACGAAGAUGUCGCGAUGAACGCUCUGUCUGCACUGUACAAACACCGCUCCCCAAUAGGAUUGUAUGGCAACCAUAUCGAUGUACAAACCGGUCGCUGGAUAGCUCAGGAUGCUGGUAUCGGUGCUGGGGUGGACUCUUACUUUGAAUACUUGGUAAAGGGUUCAAUUUUACUCGAACAACCCGCACUGAUGGCCAAGUUUCUCGAAAGUAAGGUAGCGAUUGAUCGUUAUUUGAAACGCGAGGAUUGGUACGUUUGGGUUAGCAUGAGUAAAGGACAGAUCACGCUUCCCGUAUUUCAAUCACUUGAAGCAUACUGGCCGGGCUUACUUAGCUUGUAUGGUAAUAUCAAGGAAGCGUUACGAGUAUUACACAACUACCAGUCCGUAUGGCGUCAGUAUGGAUUUUUACCGGAGUUUUACAAUAUUCCCACUGGUGAAGCUGGUGCAAACCGUGAAAACUAUCCCCUACGACCAGAGCUGAUUGAAUCCGUGAUGUAUCUUUAUCGUGCUACCGGUGAUCCUUUCCUACUGGAGGUAGGCGAAAACAUCCUUGAAAGCAUAGAGCAUAGCGCGAAGACGUCUUGUGGGUAUGCGACGAUACGUAACGUUCUGACACACCAACAAGAGGAUCGCAUGGAAUCAUUCUUUUUGGCCGAAACUACCAAAUAUCUGUACCUACUGUUCGAUCCAAAUAAUGUUUUGCACAAUGAUGGAAGCAUUGGUAAUGUUGUCAAAGUACUUAAGAACGUCGAUGAUAGGACUGAAAUAAGCGAAUGUGUUCUAGGUGCUGGGGGACACAUCUUCAACACCGAAGCCCACCCUAUUGAUCCAACGGCUCUACGGUGCUGUGAAGCGAUUCAUAAUAACAUGUUUGCUGAAAGAGCAUUCAAAAACCCGAACAAAGACCACUUUCCGCGUGGCGAAUUGUUUCUUUCAAAAGAUCAACGAAAAAAGGCAAAAUCACAUAAAAAAGAAGCUAGCCAACAGAUGUGGGAUCGUCCCGUGCGUAAAGAACCAACAUUUUCUGACAUUGAAACAAAAACCUAUGAUGGUAUGAUUACCGGUGAUGGUAUGGUAAGUCUUCCUAAGACCGACACAAUGAAUCGUGAUGUAGAGAAAGUGGAGAGUGCUGCUAGUAAUAUUAAGAUAAAAACUAUCUCAUCAGCCGUGCCAAUUUUAAGCAAAGAUAUUAAAUCAUCUUCAAAUUUGCACGACAAACCCUUUGAUGAUGCUAGUCGUGUGCUUUCGUCCGUAUCUGAAAAUGUAGGACAGUCGUCAACCAGAAUCCGGAAGGAAACGAAAUGCACGGACAAAACCAAUUAUGUAAUUUUUGGAACAGAUCGUGUCGCGGAAGAAUCGUGCAAUAUUAUGGUGAAAUCUAAACUUACGCCAACCAACGAAGGAAGCAAUGAAAAUGAGGAAGAUAAAACAAUGACAACGCUGUUGAAACUCGUGCAAAACAUGUUUCAUACAACAGUCGGUCAACAUGAUCUGAAAAGAUCAAAGUUUGAUCGUGAAAAAUUCUAUCAACAUUUAAUCAGAAACCGAGUGUUAGAUGAAGAAAUUAGCAAAUACAACACAACGGCACCAUCAUCAAACAAAGAGGAAAAACUUCACGAGCUGCUACUGUGUCGCGCACAACCCUAUCUACAUCGGUUGACUCUAAUGGGAGAAUUUUACUAGAGUGUUGGGAACACGUUGUUGUUGUUUGCAAUAAAUUUGUUAACUGUCUUGAAAUUGCACACCUCGGAUAUAUAUGUUUGUUAAUUCUUUAUCUUAGAUCUUUACCAAUCGCUGCAGGACUUAACUAGAACAAUCAGGAAUUUUUCAGGAAAGCUUAAAAAAGUGAAAUAACUGAAAGAAGUGAAAUCACUAACUGUUGGUUAGUGAAGAUAAAUAAGUGAAGUAGCCCAGGAAGAUGGAUUGGAAGCGGUACAGAUUGAUACGAGUAGUGGUACUGAAGAAGCAAGCUGUCUAGUUGUCUUGCAAGAACGAUCAAUAAACGACGAUCGUUUCCAUCAAAAUAAGGGGUAACGUAAGUAGGUAGUAGGUUUAAGGGCAAACAUAUCCAAAAACACACAAUUAUUUCUAAACAUGUCAAAUAUUAACAUAACACAACAAAGCAUUCCAACAUUUCUAUUGGCAAACAUUUUCUAUACGCAAAUUUCGCAUCUUUCGUUACGAACAGAUUUUUUUUCGGUUUUUUUUUUGUUUUUUUAUACCAUACCUCUACUGGAAAGCAAUAGGACAAUCAAGGAAAUCACCUCACAAUAAACACUAAAUAAUAAUAAUAAAGAAAUAAAUUUGUCAAUAAAACACAUAACUAAUAUGACAUAAAUGGACAAAAGUAUAAUAUAUUUCGUGUUCAAAAAACAGCACAA